UGCAUUGUGGCCGGAAGUACUGUGUUUCCUUAGGAUUCACCGUGUGCUCGUUUGUAAUUUGUGACCCUGUCGGCCAGAUAUCGCGACAUGGCGGCCCUGCAGGUAUAUCAGGAGUCGGUAAGUUUCGAUGAAAUAGCUGUGGUGUUCUCAGAGGAUGAGUGGGUGCAUCUAGAUGAAACGCAGCGCAACCUUUAUAAACAAGUCAUGCUGGACAAUUACCAGAUGCUGGUCUCUGUGUGUGAGCCUACAGUCAUAUCCAAAAUACAGUGCGGACAUGAACCAUGGAUGAUGAGCGGUGGCUGGAGUGCAGGUAUUGCUUGUAUGAAUGAUGUGGAGCAGUUUCCAGGUGACCACGUUUCACAGUGGAAUAAGAAGAAUACAGGUGGUUAUCUACCUCCAUGCGCUGAAAGGUCUACAAGGGCCGUAUUGGAGAAGUCUGUUAAAAGAACAUUAAAAAUCCACAGAGAGCAUCUGCAGAAAUUAUCAGGCACAGAAGAAGCAGCCAUUUCUAAACGUGGAUUGUGCUCCUCUGUAACAUUGGUGAGUGAUCCGCCGCUGAUCUCUGAGCCUGUGGAGAACAGCGUGCAUCACUUCACCACGUUCCCUAGCAAAGGGCAGUGUCGGCACCACAUAAAACCAAAGUUAAAUGUUAAAAUAAUAAAGUGGAGAGAGCAGCCAGAUAUAAUGAGGAGCGUUACACGUUCAGCAAGUGAGAGCAGAGACGCGUCUUCUAUUUAUGCAGGUAGGAGUGUGGAGAACCCAAAUGCCAGUCCCUCCUCGCUGCAUACAAGUGACGGACAUCUCACAGCAAAACAAGGGCAAUUCUCCACUGCAGGUGCAGAAAAUGUGCGCGGAACUCGGUUUCAAGAGAAAUUACAAUCAAAAAAUAUUAGUUAUACAAAAAAGUCUGACUCUGCUUGUGUUCCUCAGAUUCACCGUGAGCAGACAGAAGCAACUGAAAGUAGAAGUAGAGCAGUGAUACGAGAUAAAGCACGUUCUGCAGGUGCCGCUAUUCCUGAGAACUCAGGGGAUAAUGUAUGCGCGGAUCCCCAAAUUGCAGCCAGUAGUGUUGGCUCAGAACGGCAUAUCUGCCUGUCCAGAUUUCAUGUUGACAAUGCUCUGGAAAGUAGUGACCUGGCAGUCGGACAAAAUGCUGUUAUUAGAAAAGAAAAGACGGAUUUCCAGGUUGUCUGUUCAGGGACAUGUGAGAGAGAACACGAGAAAAAGGCCGAGACUCAAACAGAAGUAAAUGUUACUGUAAGAGACAAAGGAAUGUGGAUUGGUGUAAGGUCACCAGACACUCACCUUAGUGCUUCUUUGUUGGUAAAUUCCACUAAGGGUGAGAAAUAUUUCAUUACUCACACACUAGUUCCAUCACCUGAUAACAAUGCCAUUACGCUGAGAGCUAAUGCUGAGAACACAAAACUUGUUUCACUGAACACCUCCAAACGUUCAAGAAAAAAUACUGAUCUGAAGAGAAAUGUGCGUAAGAGAAGAAGUAACUCGCUGUGCAAGAUCCAAUCGCUUUUUGCUGGUGACAGAAAAAAACCAAUUGUCACAUACCCGGGAAAGAGACCUUGUACCUGUGUGCUGGACACUGAGAAAUCCAAACAGUGUGCAGAUAGGGCUGAGGGACCAGGUACGGUUACCGAAGUGAGAACAUUUCCAAAUUGCCUCUCUUAUAAUUGCCGAUUUCCCAAACUGGAAACCAUUGAGCCACAUUCCAAUGAGACUGGUAGUUCAGGCAAAGCAUGCUCAAACAGUGCUAAAUGUAAAAGGGUGGGUAGAAGAGCUUGCAACAAUCAAUAUUGUACUUGUGGAAAAAAUUGCAAACAUUCGACAUUAAAAAAGUUAGCCAAAAAGAGAAGCCACAUGUGCAAAUACAAGAGGAAACGUCUGGGAAGCAAAUGUAAGAGGCUUACAAAGGUGGCGUGGGUUACUGAUGAGUGCAGCAAAUGUAGGAAAACAUUCUCCAUGCUGGUAAAGAAAACGAGGUAUCGGCAGAUGGGGCGAACGUGGAAAACACGCGAGGGAAACAUCAAAAGGAGAAAUAAACGGUGCGUGUCGUGUACGAAGAGGAUUGGUGAUAAAAGUGCAUCAUCUAGAAAAGGGACGUAUUCAUGCAGUGACUGUGGGAAGGGCUUCCUGCAGCACGCGGUCCUUCUUCUCCAUCAGAAGAGCCACACAGAAGAAAAGCUGCUGGUCUGUCCCAGCUGUGGGAAGCGCUUCGUCCAGCAUGCCCUGCUCAUUUUACAUCAGAAAACGCACAAAAACAAGAAGCCUUUUCAGUGUAUGGACUGUGGCAAUAUGUUCUUUAGCAAAUCACUCUUUGCCGAACAUCUGCGGACCCACAAAGAGGAGAAACCACAUCACUGCUCGGAUUGUGGGAAAUGCUUUGCAGACGGCACAACACUUCUCAUUCAUCAGCGAAUUCACACGGGAGAGAAACCAUUUAGCUGCAAAAACUGUGACAAAAGCUUCAGUCAGCAUUCAACACUAGUUGCUCACCAACGCCUUCACACUGGCGAGAAGCCCUAUGAAUGCCGCUAUUGUGGCAAACGGUUUAGUGACCGCUCGGCUUCUGCCUGCCAUCAGAGAACUCACACAGGGGACAAACCCUUCAAGUGUGAAGAGUGUGGCAAAUGGUUUUCACAGAGCUCAAACCUGCGAAAACAUGAAAGACUUCACACGGGACAGAAGCCACACGUGUGUUCUAAAUGUGGAAAAGCUUUUAAUGAGUAUACAAAGCUAAAAUGCCAUGAAAAUGUGCAUUGGAAGAAGGAAAGCACCAAGCCGAAAUCCCAGGAGAAUGUGCAGCAGAAAAAGGAACGCUCCAGGCCGAAAUCCCAGGAGACUGUGCAUUGGAAGAAGGAAAGCACAAAGCCGAAAUCCCCGGAGAAUGUGCAGCAGAAAAAGGAAAGCUGCAGGCCGAGAUCCCCGGAGAAUGUGCAGCAGAAAAAGGAACGCUCCAGGCCGAAAUCCCAGGAGAAUGUGCAGCAGAAGAACGAAAGCUCCAGGCCGAAAUCCCCGGAGAAUCUGCAGCAGAAGAAGGAAAGCUCCAGGCCGAAAUCCACGGAGAAUGUGCAGCAGAAGAAGGAAAGCUCCAGGCCGAAAUCCACGGAGAAUGUGCAGCAGAAGAAGGAAAGCUCCGGGCCCAAAUCCCAGGAGAAUGUGCAGCAGAAGAAGGAAAGCUCCGGGCCGAAAUCCACGGAGAAUGUGCAGCAGAAGAAGGAACGCUCCGGGCCGAAAUCCACGGAGAAUGUGCAGCAGAAGAAGGAAAGCUCCGGGCCGAAAUCCACGGAGAAUGUGCAGCAGAAGAAAGAAAGCUCCGGGCCGAAAUCCACGGAGAAUGUGCAGCAGAAGAAGGAAAGCUCCGGGCCGAAAUCCACGGAGAAUGUGCAGCAGAAGAAGGAAAGCUCCGGGCCGAAAUCCACGGAGAAUGUGCAGCAGAAGAAGGAAAGCUCCGGGCCGAAAUCCACGGAGAAUGUGCAGCAGAAGAAGGAAAGCUCCGAGCCGAAAUCCCCGGAGAAUGUGCAGCAGAAGAAGGAAAGCACCGGGCCGAAAUCCCCGGAGAAUGUGCAGCAGAAGAAGGAAAGCUCCGGGCCGAAAUCCCAGGAGAAUGUGCAGCAGAAGGAAAGCUCCGGGCCGAAAUCCCAGGAGAAUGUGCAGCAGAAGAAGGAAAGCUCCGGGCCGAAAUCCACGGAGAAUGUGCAGCAGAAGAAGGAAAGCUCCGGGCCGAAAUCCACGGAGAAUGUGCAGCAGAAGAAGGAAAGCUCCAGGCCGAAAUCCACGGAGAAUGUGCAGCAGAAGGAACGCAAAGAGGCCAGAAAAUGAGUUCUAGAUGUAAGAAUAAUUCUACAAUUACCCGCCUAAGCUGAAUGUAGCUGUAAAUAAAGCAGAUUUUUCCACCUGCAACAUAUGAACUGAAAGGUUAAUAAAGGUGUAAUAUAUUAUAGAUGCUAUGACUCAAUAAAGUGGUGCAACAUGCCAUGUA
Pseudophryne corroboree (corroboree frog) is the source of this 3994-nucleotide messenger RNA. RefSeq lists its product as uncharacterized. The coding region runs from base 88 to 3834 and encodes 1248 amino acids. Gene Ontology annotation, biological process: regulation of transcription by RNA polymerase II. Lineage: Eukaryota; Metazoa; Chordata; Amphibia; Anura; Myobatrachidae. Gene Ontology annotation, molecular function: DNA-binding transcription factor activity, RNA polymerase II-specific; RNA polymerase II cis-regulatory region sequence-specific DNA binding. The transcript is spliced from 4 exons. The record is from RefSeq and is a predicted model, not a curated record.